CGCGCUUUCUUUUAAGUCGGGGGGCCGAAAUGUGUUAAGCCGAUUUCAAGGGUUUCAAGUAAUUUACCCUUUUACGAAAUUCGGUACUAUUUUUUUUUUUCCUUGACAAAAAAAUUUAGGCCAAAAUACUUCAAAGUGAGUUUUGAUCAGAAGAGAAUCACCGAGCAAAGAGCAACUCAACAGACACAGAAGAAGAAGAAGCAGCAGCACAAGGCCAUUAAUGGAUUUUGCAGAGCAAGAGGUUGAUUUAUUUGGGGAAGACUACGAGGAGGAUCAAGAAGAUAGAGAGAACAAUGGUACCCGUAGAUCAUCUCCCUCUUCCUCUUCUUCAUCAUCUUCCUCUGGUUCUUCGUCAUCAUCGGCGGCUUCAUCUUCAUCCAACAGUAGCGAUGGUGGAGACAGCAGCAGUGCUAGUGGGAGCGCUAGCAGCAGAGGGGAAGAAGAGGAUGAGAAUGGUGAAGAAGUAGAAAAUAAUGAAGAGGAAGAAGAUAGAGACCUUUUUGCCUCUGAUAAUGAAGAUUAUGUAAAAACCCCUGCUGUUAGCCCUUAUUCUAUUCCUGUGUUGCCUGUCAUACGCAAUGUCAACAACCAGGGUCGCGGGAAUUUUGGACGUGGCCGUUGGCAAAAUGAUAGAGGAGUAGGCCUUCUUCCUCGACCUGGAUUUCCUCCACGUCAAGGCUAUGGCUAUGGUUCAAAAUUUUCAAAUGGACAUCGUGAUGAACGAUUUGUUUCUGACCUCAAGUUCUCAAAGAGUGAGGAAACAUUAUCGAGAAAAAUGGUUGCAUUUCAGGCGCCAUGUGAACUUGCUUGCUAUAGUCGUGUAGAAGGUGGAGACGUCUGCUUUGAUGAUCGGAGCUUGAGGCUUUUUAGGCGUUAUAUUUCUGAAGACAUCGGAGCAGAUCUAAAUGAGGGCUUUGAUACUUUCAUUGAGAAAAAAGAUUUGGGCUCUGAAGGAUUUGGCGACCUUCUUGGUUGCAUAAGGGACAAAAAUAUCAUGCUUCAAAAUAUGCAUUUUGUGACUUUCCGUAACAACCUGAAUAAGAUAUUGGCAACUGCUUAUAUUCGACACGAGCCUUGGGAAAUGGGGGUGCACAAAAGGAAUGGUGUUGUCUAUCUCGAUGUGCAUAAAUUGCCUGAAAGGCCACAAAGUGAGUUGGAUCGCCGAAGAUGUUAUUGGGGAUAUUGUUUUGAGAGCCUAGCCACUGAAGAUCCUAGGAGAGCUGAUGGGGAAGGGAUACAUCAUGUUGAUGCCAAUGUUGAGUACUGUUCUGUGCUUAAAACCAAAUUAGGGGCUCAUCGUAUUCUGAUGGGUGCUGAAAUGGAUUGUUGUGAUUCAACUGAUGAUGGGAAGAGGUUUUAUGUGGAGUUAAAGACAAGUCGUGAGCUGGAUUACCAUACUGAGGAAAGAUUUGAGAGAGAUAAACUGCUCAAAUUCUGGAUUCAAUCAUUCUUAGCCGGGGUUCCUUAUAUUGUUAUUGGUUUCAGGGAUGAUGCUGGUCGACUUGUCCGCACAGAGAGACUUACAACUAAGGACAUAACAAACAGGGUAAAAGCGAAGAACUAUUGGCAGGGUGGUGUCUGCCUAGCAUUUGCAGAUGAGGUAUUAUGCUGGCUCUAUGGAACAGUCAAAGAAAAUGAAGAUUACAUUUUGCAGUUUGCUCCACCUUUCAAUCGUUUAGAGCUCCUGCAAGCCCAAUCUUGCCCAGAUGCAAUUACUAACCAUGUUAUGCAAUUGUAAAGCAUUAUGGGAAAAUGUUGCUUUAAUAAUUAGAACACAGAUUUAAAAGGGGUUAAGCUUUUUCCACUGAAUAUUAUAGUAAUUUCGCAAACACCAUCUUAGCAGAUCAUUCCUGUGUCAAUUACCGUGAGUUGGCUUCACUGAAUGCUGGAGGUUCCCUUAUUUUUCUUUCUUUUUUUUUUUUAAACCACAGACGACCUUUUACCAUUGUAAAUUUAUCUCAAGACACAAGAAAAUAAUAUAGUUUAUGGAUUUAUAUUUUUGGCUCAUUAAA
Manihot esculenta (cassava) is the source of this 2012-nucleotide messenger RNA. RefSeq names its product NAD-capped RNA hydrolase DXO1. The record is from RefSeq and is a predicted model, not a curated record. The transcript has 13 exons. The coding region runs from base 221 to 1738 and encodes 505 amino acids. Gene Ontology annotation, molecular function: mRNA 5'-diphosphatase activity. Lineage: Eukaryota; Viridiplantae; Streptophyta; Magnoliopsida; Malpighiales; Euphorbiaceae. Gene Ontology annotation, biological process: nuclear-transcribed mRNA catabolic process; NAD-cap decapping. Gene Ontology annotation, cellular component: nucleus; cytosol.